CCGGACUGCACCGCACCGCACCGCACCGUACUCGGACCCGAGAAUGGCGGACGCAGUGCUGUCUUCCAUCAUUUCGUUUCUCUUUCCUUCCAAGAGGGGACAAACGGAAGGAAACCCGUUGCCACUCAAGGCGGUGCCCGGAUUGAUCACGCUUCUGGAUGUCGCCCUCUUUCGAUCCGUGGAGGCCCAGCUGACCGGCACCAUCACGAGCAGCCACGCGCUGCUGGCCUGCUGCCUGGACAUCAAGCGGCAGGCCCAGGUCGUGUUGCAGCUGUACAAGACAAAGGAGUUCAUCGGAGCCUCCGACGGAGAUUGCUGCCCCCGCGAAACYCUGGCCUGGCAGUGCCUGGAAGCCGCCUGCAACGCCAUCGAGCGGCUCAGCACCGACCGGCUGGCGGCGGCCGCGAACCUGAGCGAUCCCUACGAGAGCACCAAGACGUCGGCGGCGAACAACGCGCAGGCCGCCCACCACAACCACGGCGGCGGGGGGAUCUACAGCAACGACCUCUUUUACACCUCGUCCGGCUGCAACGUGGUAGGGGUGGGCCUCCAGGGAAUCCGCAACGGAAUCUUGCUGUCCAAGGAGGAGACGGGCCGGCGGGGGCAGCUCCAGCAGCGCCGGAAAGACUGCUGGGAAUCCCCGCGCCUGUUUUGCCCCGAUUUCGUAUGGGCCGACGACGUCUACCUGGCCUGCCGGAAGUGGGUCCGCAGCCUCGACAAGCACCCACUGGUGAAGAUUUCCUACGUCCUCAAGCACCAAGAGGACCCAGCGGCUGCGGAUCCCGAUCACAUCUUUAGAAAAGAAACCCACGGCAACAAAAAGAGCAGGGACGCAGGUUCCAAGUCGAGGGCGGCAAACAAUCGGAACAACAACAGCAGCARCAACAACAACACGGAUCGCCGGCGGCGGAAGCACGAGCAGCAAUCCCACGGUAGAAGACGGAAUACGCACUAUACGGGAAAGGAUCCUACCUACGAAGAAAUGGAAGCGCAGAUAUGUGUUUUGGUCCAGCUGGUACAGAACGACCUGCCUCUUCGGCUGUAUCAGUUUCGAUCUGCGAUGGAGUCGGAAGCGGAGGUCACCAAGCGUUUGUACCUGGUCAAGUGCGAAUACCGAGCGCCCUUUCGGGCGUUUUUGGAAGCCCACCAAAACCUUCUCCGGGCGCCGCGCAUGGAACUAGUCGAUCACUAUCUCAAACGAAACAAAAACGCCGAUUCGGGACGAAACGACCGGGAAAAAAAAUCCUCGCUCGAAGCCCUCAAGGCGGAAUUGCAGGCCCUGCUGAACACACCCGAGCUCGUCGAGCUGCUGGCGCUCGAAAUGGAAGCCGAGAAGCUCGAGCUGGACGUGGGCAAGGCCCUGUUCCCCUUCACGGAGCUUGCACGGAUACUGGCGCACAAAAACGUAUAUCUCGAGGCGGUACCGGGAAUCGUGGAAGUCGACGAGUUGCCCGUGCUGCGGGAAACGGUUCGGGUAAGUUUGGUUCCAGAUGCCAUCGAUCGAUCGAGMGGCAGCCCCCGAUUCCGCCAAAGGGUCGAAAAAAGGGCGAACGGUCCGCGGACUUUGCCUUGACGCGUUGCAGCUCACAAUUUUUCUAUUCCACGACACGACACGACACAAUCACGACGCCAUUUCACGCAACGCAAACCAGCGGCUGGGAUACGCGCUCUGCCGAAAGGCUGGCUCGGAAACCUCCACGGGCAUCCGACCCAUUCUGUUGGAUCUCCUCAUGGUCCCGAGAGACGACRUUCCCAGCACCAGAGCCAUGUUUUUCGAGCGAAAACCCAUGUCGCUGUACACGGCCUCGGCCUCGCUGGAGGAACGCAUCGACGAAUUCCUGGCCGAGCUGACCACCAUUUCGUCCCUGGUCAGGGAGACGAUAUCCCCGCCCCCCCACCACAAGCCGGCGCUGAACGUCGACGCCCACGCCUCCUUUGCAAAGGGCUGCACGGAACACCACGAUCCCGAACUCCUCAAGUGCCAGCUGCUGGACUGGUUUGCGAUCGUCGAGCGGCAGCACCUCCUGUACGAGACCCAGAAGGACCUCCCGGAAGAAAUACGGCGGGCCGAGAUGAAGCUKAGCAUCGCCGGCGCGUCCCACAAGUCGCUCACCACCGCCAAGGAAUCCCUGGAGAUCCUGGAGGGCAUCCGGGCCGAGCGGUUCGGUGUGCUGAAGGAAAUGGUCGAGGAGGUAUGUCUGCGGGAAAUGAACCUGUACGUGUCGCUGACCGGUCCCMUGCCGCAGGAGGUGCUGGAGCUGGAGGAGAUGCCGUCGGCACCCGGUGUGUUUGGGAUACCGUUGGAAAUUGCGGGGGAAACGCUUCCGAUUGGUUGAUGGGACAAAGGAACGCAACGCAAAAGAACAGAAAACAAAGCCACACCAAACAACCCUGGAUGCCUAAGACAAUAGAAAMUUGCAAAACAC
Pseudo-nitzschia multistriata is the source of this 2426-nucleotide messenger RNA. The record is from the annotation of a GenBank genome assembly. NCBI's taxonomy places the organism in Eukaryota, Bacillariophyta, Bacillariophyceae, Bacillariales, Bacillariaceae.